Molecule: messenger RNA, 654 nt
Organism: Lactuca saligna
Lineage: Eukaryota; Viridiplantae; Streptophyta; Magnoliopsida; Asterales; Asteraceae
Source: the annotation of a GenBank genome assembly
AUGGGUGAAAACCUUCUCCACCCUAGUGUUGCCAACUGUGUAUUUGAACUCUUGUUGAGUUCUCAUACCAUAGUUGCAUUAGUGGUCAAUUUUGUCAUCAACAUUUUUAUACUCAUCAUCCUCUCCCUUAAGUGUGUGAUCGUUCACCUAUCUUUAGGUGGGGAAGUGUUAUGGGCUGGUCAACAUCGCAAAUCUAGUCUUGGCUAUGCUGCAAGAUACAACAUAGACAACAUGGUUGCCUCUGGACAAAUAGCCAGCACUGAACUGUUGCUCUUAGCUAUCCAUGCUGGAUGCCUUCUACUUGUGGGCCCAUUUCAUGAUUACUGGUUAAUAGAAAAGAGAUUCGACAUGUUUAAAUAUGAUCUUUCCUCUAUGUUAAACUUCAACAAAGUUGCACAAUACAAGAAACUUACACUUGAGGAAGCAGAAGAAAAGAUAAAAAAAAACAGAAGGAAAACUGCAGAUGGGUAUGAAAUAUGGAUGAUGAAAGCUGCAAACAACGGUGCAACUGCUUUUGGUGAAGUUGAAAGGCCUGAUGACAAGGAAGGUGGUGGUGGCAGAGGGCGUAAAAAGAAUAAUGCAAAUGAUGAUGAAGGGAAUGUGUCAGAUAGAGGAGAAGAAAAUGAGGAUGAAGAGUUUGCAAGGAAAAAUUGA